AAGAGAUCAAAAACUGAUCAAAUCAAAGUUUACGAACGACUUCAAAAUAUUUUAUUCCUUCAAAAUGAUGGAAUAUGAAUAUGAAAUAGACCCCAGGGGACUACAAGGAAAACCAGGAUCGGUGGUGUUGAAAAAAGACAAGCAAAAUUUAAUUGGAAUAAGCAUCGGUGGAGGAGCUCCUCUUUGUCCUUGCCUGUAUGUCGUUCAAGUAUUUGAUAACACUCCAGCUUCUCGAGAGGGUGUGCUUCAGGCAGGCGAUGAAAUUGUCGGUGUAAAUGGAAAAUCUCUCAGAGGAAAAACAAAAGUCGACGUGGCCCGAGCUAUUCAAGCCGUUAAAGAGGAAGUUACUAUAAACUAUGUCAAACUACAUGCCGAACCAACAGAAGGAAAAACUCUGGAUAUCAUAUUAAAGAAAAUGAAACAUCGUAUAGUGGAGCACAUGAGUUCAUCAACUGCAGAUGCUUUGGGUCUCAGCAGAGCAAUUCUGUGUAAUGAUGGACUGGUUAAAAAAAUGGAGGAACUGGAGCAAAAUUCCAAUAUCUACAAGGGUCUUCUUGAUCAUGCCAGACAGUUUCUACAAAGCUUUUAUAACUUAGCUCAAACACAUAAAGAACUUGGAGAAAUAUUUGCUUCCAUUGGUGUGAGAGAAUUGCAGCCAAAUGCAAGUGAGGCAUUUGCAAUUUUUAGCGAGGCUCACAGAAACUUUGAGAAGCUAGGAAUGGAUUAUCUAAAGAAAGUCAAACCCAUGUUGAGUGAUCUGAACACUUAUCUUUCUAAGGCUAUCCCAGAUACCAAAUUGACUAUCAAAAAAUAUGCUGAUGCUAAAUUUGAAUAUUUGUCAUAUUGCCUGAAAGUAAAGGAGAUGGAUGAUGAAGAAUAUGCUUAUGCUGCAUUGCAUGAAUCACUUUACAGAGUAGAGACAGGAAACUAUGAUUACAGGGUGGUAUUGCGUUGUCGUCAGUUAGCCAGGGAGAGAUUUGCAAAACUACGAUCAGAUGUUCUUGUGAAACUUGAACUUCUUGACCAAAAACAUGUACAAGACAUUGUUUUUCAACUUCAGCGGUUUGUUGCAGCUGUUACAGAAUACCAUGAGAACUGCUAUUCAGUGCUGAAGGAUGCCAAUGUUUUCCCCAUUGAGGUAGAUUUAACAAGAGGAGCACUGGGAAACACACUCAAAUAACUUUCAACUUCAUUUCAUCACACAAAAUGAUGGUGAAGAAAAAAGGGGCAUUAGUAUUGGGAAUAGAAGUUUAACUGAUAUCUCUUCAUCGUCUUAAUUUAUUUAAAGAGCUAUGUAACAGUAUUUGGAGUCUUUUUUGUGUAUCUUUAAAGCUACCUUCAACUUUAUGGGAUUAGUACAGAAUAUAUUAUGUAGCCAAUUAGGCAAAGCUAAUCCAAGAAGGAUUGAAAUUGGCAAAGAAUAGGGAAAAUCAACCCAGAUUGAAAGUAAUAAAUGAAAGAUGUACGCAAUUCACGGUUUUCUUUUUUAGCAUACUGAAAACCAUGACUGUAACCAUUACAACAAGUUUUUCAAAAAAUAUCAUUUCAACAGUUAAGCAACGAGGAGCUCAAUUGCCUUAUUCAGAAUAAAGUUUUUGUAGAAGGUACUGUAUGUGACAGUCUUGUAACUUGCAUGCAUCCAUCAACAAAACCAAGUAUACCAUAAAAUUGGUUUUUUCCUCUGGAGAAAUAAGGUUCUAACCAGUCAAAUUCUAGUUCAAUAUAUUUGGACAAAGGAGGAACCAAAUGAUUAUUAGAGAAAGGCUUACUAUGUGGAGGACUUCUCUGCUGGAUGUAACCUAGUCACAUAGAAUCUUAGGUUGUUUAUGACAAGGGAAGUCAGGUGGGCACCAAAUGGUAUUGUCACUUUUUGUAUCAGAGUUUACUUGUCAAUGUGGAAGAGUAAAAUAUAAAUAUUUGUACACUGCAUAUUUGCAGAGAGAAUGCCAAUGGAAUUAUGUUUAAAGUUCAAUAAAUUAUUGUAGAUUGAAGAAGUCAGUGUACAGUCAUGCAUUUACUCCAUGGUAAUGUUACCAAUAAAGUUUGAGAAACUGGA
This is a messenger RNA of Pocillopora damicornis (cauliflower coral), 2056 nucleotides long. Its product is annotated as PRKCA-binding protein. Gene Ontology annotation, cellular component: trans-Golgi network membrane. The record is from RefSeq and is a predicted model, not a curated record. Gene Ontology annotation, biological process: positive regulation of receptor internalization; intracellular protein transport; regulation of Arp2/3 complex-mediated actin nucleation. Lineage: Eukaryota; Metazoa; Cnidaria; Anthozoa; Scleractinia; Pocilloporidae. Gene Ontology annotation, molecular function: phospholipid binding; protein domain specific binding; protein kinase C binding.